GCGAAUUGACAGAGUACUAGAGUAUUACAUUAUGCAGAUCUCUAAUAUUGAUGGUACAACCGGACGUCGACUUGACUGAAAUCGAUUUCAAGAACUUGGUGAUUCAAAAAAUAAGUCAAGGUCACGUGCGUGUGUUGAUGGGAACGCGUCGUCGGAGUCACGAAUUAAACUGUAGGGUCCACAACCACCACAUCAAUCCACAUCAAAUCAAUGAUCGAUGGUCCACCACAUUUGCGCCACAUUCGUUGACCGCAUAUAAGGCAAGCAGGAAGCAGACGUCUUCCUUAUCCUCUUAGUUUUCUCUCCCUCACCAGCUCUGCUCACAACACUCAGUCAGCGUAAUCAUUGAACACCUAGCGUCAUGUCCCCUGCUGGCGAGACAGGCACAUCGGCUACUCCGCCACGCGUCAAUGCAUUAAGUCAAGGUGGUAGUAAACUAGAGUCCACCCCAAACAGCCGUGGGGCUUCCGUCGUCAGCGAGAACAUCAACUUGGUCGGUAUCAAGGUUAAGGAGGUUCGGCCAUGGAUUCAGCGGGACAUCGAGCAGGCCAAACAAUGCAAGGCAGAUGCCAUGCUGCAAGCCCUCCUACAGCGUGCGUCUUGCGCCCCGAAGACGAAACAGCCCGAGCUCCUGCAAAAGUGCCUGAAGGGAGUUCUUCCGGUUUGCAAUGGACAGGUCUCCGCUGGAGGCAUACCGUCUUCGGGCAUCGAGACAGCCUUGAAAAAAUACGCAUGUCCAGGAGUAGAACCCGACUUCUACAGCCCUUUUAUUGAUGCGACGAAUAUUGCGCUCGUUUGUCUUGAAGAGAUCAAGAUUGACGGGAUGCGCGCUCCUGUCUCCACCGUGGACAUGAUCUUCCAGCAGAACGACAUGCCCAUGUAUCAAACCCACCAGAAGGCGAAAUCAAUUCGGAAGCCCGAUGUCGUCAUUCUUCCUUUGAACAGCGCAUGCGCUUUAUUUGAAGAUGAGAAGGGCGGCAAGAAGGGCAAACAGAAAGACAAACGGAAGGACGGUCAGAAGCGCAAGGAUCACAUGGACAAGAACGCAAAGGCAAAGCCAAAAAAACUUCCCUGGAAAGAUGUUUUGGCUUGCAUCGAGUUCAAGAGAAAGACGAAAGAUAUCAAGUCGCCGCCCUCUUCGUAUAUAGUGAUAGACCACGUCCCUACUAAACCAGAACAUCUGCCGGUGGGUCAUUUCAAGGCUGAAGUGCCUACGCCAGGCCCUUCGCAAACCCUAGCAACACAACCUGCGUCCGAUACCGCGCGUGAGUGAUUUGAUUUUUGUAUCCAAGAUCAAACUGAAUGAACCGAGCAGCAGAUCAAUCCUCCGGCCUCACCGCUGCACAGACUUCCAAGGGCGGGUCCAGCUCCAAGCGCAAGGCCGCGGACACUUUGGAAUCUACCGCAAAAAAACCCAAGGCCAAUCCUGACGCGGACGAGCCAGAUGUGACCGUCCAGACC
Suillus fuscotomentosus is the source of this 1461-nucleotide messenger RNA. RefSeq lists its product as uncharacterized. The record is from RefSeq and is a predicted model, not a curated record. The transcript is spliced from 3 exons. NCBI's taxonomy places the organism in Eukaryota, Fungi, Basidiomycota, Agaricomycetes, Boletales, Suillaceae. The coding region runs from base 362 to 1273 and encodes 303 amino acids.